UAUGCACAUUAUGCUCGCAACAAAACUCGUGAGUCAGUACGUGCUAGGAAAACAAGUUAAGAGGUUCUCUUGAGAUAAGAAGAAGACUGGUUGAGUGAAUUUGUGAGUGGAGAAAAUAAAGAAGAAAAUGUCCAGUGCUUUCUUUCAUAACACAAGCAAAUAGCUCAAAGAAUCAACAUUCUUCUUCAUCCCUUCCUUCCAAUUUCCAGUUCUCCCACCUGAAAACUGCGCCCUUCCUCCCAAUUUGAAGAACAAAUCAGAAGAUUCAGAGCCAAACUCAAACUUUUUCAGAAAUCGAAUUCAAAGUCACUCGCUUUCAGACUGCAGCAUGGUCUGUAUGCAUUGAUUUUUCAAAGAGUAUUAGAGGCAAGUUUGAGUGUUGAAAAUAUGAGUGCAAAAGUUGACACAACCAAUGUUGAGGCACAACGUGCUGCUGCAGCUUCUCCAUCUACAUCAUCUGCCACCGGCACAAAAACAUCAAUGUUCAAGGGGAAAGCUGGUUUUGUUAUACCCAAAAACAAGUUUUCAGGUUCACUAGUUCCCAUUUUCAAAGGUGCUAAAAAAACUGAGAGCAAUGAUGCCGCUAUAGAUGAAACUAACAGACAACUGCAUAGGAAAACUAAGUGGAGCCCUGAUCUUACCCAGGAUACUUCUGUUAGGAGGGGAAGAGCUUUAGCGUAUCAGACUCGAGUGGAUCAAAUCACGCAGCUGCUGAAAUCAGGAUCAUUAGGAAGUGAGAGUCAAGAUUCAAAGUCAGCAAGAGAUGCUCCAGACGGUGAGCUACCUACUAUGCAGAUUGAGUUCAAGAAGCUGCAAAGUUUAGAACUUGAGAGACGAGAAGCUAUAGGGGAAAUACUGAAGCUGAAUCCAAAUUACAAGGCACCAUCUGAUUAUCAGCCUGUAGUGAGGGAAGCUACAGUUCCUAUACCUGUAAAAGCACAUCCUGAUUACAAUUUUCUUGGCCUAGUAUAUGGCACUGAUGGUGAAAUUCAGAAAAGAUUGGAAAAGGAAACUGGAACCAAAAUACAAGUUUGUGGCACAAAGCCAGAGACCAAGGAAACGGUUGAAAUUACUGCAUCUGAUGGGAGUGAUCUUAUAACAUCUUGUGAGGAGGUAUAUAUUCGUAUAACUUCGGACACUUAUGAGAAAGCUGAUGCUGCAGCUUCCUUGAUUGAGUUGCUACUUAGCACAGUACCAGUAAAAUCUACUGCCUCUACAACUACAGACUCUGUAACGGGAGAUAAAGAUAAUGGGGGUCAGGACAUACUUACUACUCAUGGUAUCAGUGCAGCUGUGGCAAACCAAGAACUGCAAUCAGGUGCAGGAUCUAUACCAACUUCUUCACAAGGCCCUUUUCAGCCAUACCCAAGUUCAUGGUUGCCAGCAGGUCAAUAUAGCUCACCUUCUGGACUUGCACCUGUUCCCAAUUCUAUGGCUUUCCAGUUCAAUCCCUCACUUCCACGUCCAUUAUUUGGACCUGGACAUCCUGCUCCAUAUGGAUUUGGUUCAUCUCACCAGAGUUCCGCAGUUCCGUCCCCUAGGUUACAUACAUCAACACAAAUUAUGCCGGGCACAUAUAUGCCUCCUGCUUAUUCUGUUGGCCAAACUGGUCCUCCAAGGAAUCUUUCUGCUUCUGCAUCUCCAUUUUCAACUUCCUCUCCUUUAGUAGGUCAUCAGCCAACUUUAGCAGGUUCUUCCAGGCACCUGCCUCCUCAACUAGCUGAGGGAGGCAUGACUCCUCCAUCGACCUCCUCUGGAUGGGCAAUGCCUCCUGCUUCUGCUCCACAAUCUCUUCUUUCUGGUAGCUUUCCUACAAUGGGUUCACAAAUGCGGUCUUCCUCACCCAUGCCUUCUCAGGGCGUUGCACUAUCACCACAAACACAACUAUUUCAUCCAUCCUCAAAUAAUGCAUUAAGACCAAUGCAAAAUUCUCUACCUUCAUCCUCUGCACCUCAUGCACCAAGUUUUACCCCCCUAAAACAUAUGGGUCAAACAGCUCCAGGGCUAACACUUCCGGGUUCCAGUGGGUUCACUUUCCAACCUCAACGACCACACGUGGCACCAUCGCAGUCUCUCCCUGGACCAGGCUUGCAAUUUUCAUCUCAAAGACCUACAUCAGCACCAUUGCCUCCUGCACCACAAGGGCCAUCAUUCCGUCCAGCAUUGCAAAAUGCGAUGCAGCACCCUGUCAGACAAAACUUCCCAGGUCCACCAUUUGGUAAUCAGAUGGGCCCACGUCCUGGCCACUUUGGGCCUCCAAACCCAAAUCAACACAUGGGUCCUAGACACCUUGGUCCAGUUCCUCAGGCUCCAAAUGCCGGUGGUCCUUAUCCUCCUAGAGUAGGGCAUCCAGCUCAAUAUCAGCAAAGUUAUCCUGCCCCUUCCUUGAGUCGGCCUGGAGGCAAUUUUCCUGCAAAUAUGCGCCCCAGCCCAUCUGGCAGACCACAAGUUUAUGAUCCUUUUUCUCCUACUUCUAUCUCUGCUCCUCGGCCUCAGGGAAAUAACAAUGGGGUUGCCAGGAAGCAGGACUCAGAUCCUGAAUACGAGGACCUGAUGGCAUCUGUUGGGGUCAAAUAACCACAAAAUUUGCACCUACAAGUUCCUCGUUAUGCUGCAUGGAGUGCUUAGAGCUGGAACAAAUAAGAUGGCUCAUGUAGGAUUCUAGAUCUGCUUCUUUCUUUCUUUUAGGCACACUUCAUCUAUAAAUGGAGAACUUGUUUAGCGUCUUGAUUACAAUUGCUUAAUUUUCUUGAGAUAUGAUUGUGAUAAAUCUACUUGAUGUAAUACCAGAACAGUUGGCUGACAGGAAUUACUUUAGGCAUUUUGGCAGGGUUAUCUGAUCUUUUCCCCCUUUGUUUAUCUAUUUGAAAACAGAGUGUUUCAUUUCUUUAAA
This is a messenger RNA of Chenopodium quinoa (quinoa), 2893 nucleotides long. Its product is annotated as vegetative cell wall protein gp1-like. The record is from RefSeq and is a predicted model, not a curated record. Gene Ontology annotation, cellular component: nucleus. The transcript has 9 exons. Lineage: Eukaryota; Viridiplantae; Streptophyta; Magnoliopsida; Caryophyllales; Amaranthaceae. The coding region runs from base 388 to 2577 and encodes 729 amino acids. Gene Ontology annotation, molecular function: mRNA binding. Gene Ontology annotation, biological process: regulation of mRNA splicing, via spliceosome.